GCUCGAACUGUUGCGUAUAAAUAAAUAUCGCUGAACAUACAGGCGAGAUAAUUAUGUGUAUGUAAGCUAUUAAUAGGACGGUUUUUGUUUGUUUUUCGCUUUGAUGUUUCUCGCGCCGGCAGCGGUCGUAUCCACACUAAAAAUAAUGUAACCGAUGUACGAAUGAACUAUAUUUGAGGAGCAGGUAGUCGCCAGCUAAUAUUUUCGGCUUUAGUACGGUGCGCUGAAAUAUAACGUAACAUUCCUUCAACAUUCUCUUUCGACGGCUUACAGUCAUUCACUGUCGUCUAGCUAGUUAAACUUGAGAGAAAUAUUUAAUAAGUUAAAAUGAAAAAUAAAUUUAGAAAUACGGACUCGAAUAUUAAGGCGGGUGAUCUUCUGUUAACCGAACAGCCGUUCGCGUUCGUGUUGAUGUCCAAAGAAAAAGGCAUACGCUGUGAUAACUGCCUAGAAAAGGGCAAGGUGCUGAAAUGUUCCGGAUGCCAGUUCGUGCACUAUUGCGGGCGUGCGUGCCAGAGGGAUGCGUGGAACGACCACAAGUGGGAAUGCGCCAACCUGAAGCGUGUGGCGCCCAGAGUAGUUCCAGAUGCCGCUCGAAUGCUGGCCAAGAUCAUCAACCGUCUGACCAGGGGCGAUGGGAACUCUCAUAGGUCCUUCUACUCUGCCACUGGAUUCAGGAUGUGGAAAGAUCUCAUGUCGCAUUACUCGGACCUGAAAGCGGAUAAAAAGAGGAUGGAGCACUUUUCCACACUUUGCGUAGUGUUGUUUGAGUUCCUGCGAGACAUAUCACUUCCGAACACCGUCGAGCUUAUGGGAAUAUACGGAAGGAUGGUGAUAAACAGUUUCACGAUCCUAGAUACAGACAUGAAUUCAAUCGGCACUGGCGUGUACCUGGCGUCUUCUAUAGUAGACCACAGCUGCAAUCCUAACGCCGUCGCCACUUUCGACGGCAAGACCAUCAACUUAAGGGCACUCACUGACCUACCUUGCUUGGACUGGGACCAGAUUCGCAUUUCGUACAUAGACCUAAUGUACACGCCUUACGAGCGACAGACGGACCUACUGGAGAACUACUACUUCCUUUGCCAGUGUGAGAGGUGCUUGGAUGAAACUCAUAUUCGUACGGUGCACGCGGCCAAGUGUCUCAACCUAGAAUGCAAGAACACAGUAAACAUUCCUUGGAAGGGCUACCCUUUAGUGAGAAAGGAUAGUAAACAUGAGAACGGGGGCAGUGUAAACGGGGAUAGUGUAAACAGGGACGGUGUGAACGGGGAUAUAGUGAACGGUGAAAACGGGGUGGAAGACUUGGCUGAUGACAUAAGGUGUGACGAAUGUGGGACCAAAUUCACAGAGAACCGCGUGAAAGACUUCCAACGUGCCAUGGACAUCACUGAGGUGCAUCUGAAGGUCAUGAAGGAUGCUGCUGUGGCUUACGUGGACAUAUGCCAAUACUGUCUGUCGCGGCAAGGCGCGCUGCAUCCACUGAACGUGCUGCGCGCGCAGACGCUCGACCACGCGUUCGACGCGCUCGUACUCGUGCGGCUGUGGGAGCGAGCGAGGGACAUAGCCGAGCUGCUGCUGCCGUGCUUCCGAUUCUACUACGGCGAGCGUCAUCCCCUCUUAGGCAUUCUCCACCUCAAGUACGGCAAGAUCCUCCUUUACCAAAUGGACAUGCCGAAAGCCCUAGAACACUUCAAAAGCGCUGAGAAAAUACUUAAAAUCACCCACGGAGAUAAGCAUCCGCUGUAUAGAGAGCAACUUAUGCCUAUUAUGAGACAAGCUAUGUUAGAAUCAAGUUCUUAGAUGUUCUUUUAAUAUAUUAAUAGUCAAUUUCGAUGCAACUGCGAAAGGUAUAACCACAAAAUUGAAAUUUUGAUAAAACCCCCGACCGCGACAUAGUGGACCGAUUUUCAUGAAACAUGGCUAAGAACACUCCCGACUAACUCAGCUUUCAAACAAAAAAAAAACUA
Molecule: messenger RNA, 1970 nt
Organism: Leguminivora glycinivorella
Lineage: Eukaryota; Metazoa; Arthropoda; Insecta; Lepidoptera; Tortricidae
Gene: Smyd3
Product: histone-lysine N-methyltransferase SMYD3
Exons: 10
Coding region: 328-1803 (491 amino acids)
Cellular component (GO): nucleus
Molecular function (GO): protein binding
Source: RefSeq, a predicted model, not a curated record